Messenger RNA from Drosophila melanogaster (fruit fly), 4815 nucleotides. RefSeq names its product meiosis regulator and mRNA stability factor 1 (gene Marf1). The coding region runs from base 644 to 4462 and encodes 1272 amino acids. Gene Ontology annotation, molecular function: nucleic acid binding. Lineage: Eukaryota; Metazoa; Arthropoda; Insecta; Diptera; Drosophilidae. The record is from RefSeq and is marked reviewed. The transcript is spliced from 11 exons.
UGGUGUUUCUAUGUUCUGUUUUGGCCAAAUUGCAUAUGUUGCAUUCGUUUAUUAUAUUCUGAAUUAGUAGCUGGCUAUUUGGAAUAAAUCAAGGUGUAACAGUUUCUCAUGUGAUUGAAGUAUGAUUUCUUUGAAUUCGGCGUAUGAACGAACCAACGUUGUUCAAUAGGAAAGGACUGCGAAUUACUUUUGGUGCCUAUGCCCGCCACCUUCCAGCCUCCACACAAGUCAUCAAUGUUUUCUACACACGUAGCCUCCUCAGUUGUUUAAGGGAUCACAAAGUCUAAGCUUCGCAUGUGCCGUGUUGUUUUAAGUGAAUUUUGAGUUUUAUUGUCGUAAAUUAUAUAAUUAGUUCAUAUACAAUCAUAUAAAUCAUAAAUAAAUCCAAACCAAAGAAGAAAAAACCACGAACAAUUUUAAAGUUCGUACAAAAUGGGGGAACGUUUCUAUAGAGGAGGCCUAAAUAGACAAGUCGGUCGCUGGAAGCGGAACACUCGGGAAGAACUGGAAUAUUAAUAAACAACGUAAAUCAGCGUAAGCAGCAAGGGAGCCGUGAAAAUGAACAAGGAGAAAGAUCACUACGUCGAGGCGUUCGAGAUGCUGGCCGUUUGAUAGAAACGGAAAAGUCGAAAACAUAUAUGUAAUGGAACAUUCCGAUCCCGUGCCUUAUCAACAGCUAUCGACAUUAUCGCCGACCACCGCACUAUACUCGAACUUUAACAACUCUUUGGAAGCAGGAACCGCAGAAAGACUACGCCUUAAUAAAACUGGGUCACAGGUCCACAGCCUAUAUGUCGGCGACGGUCAAGUGCAAAAUGCUUCUGAACCCUUAUCUUUUCCCAGCCACCUUAAUCUGUACCAAUAUGUUCGUACCCCGGCAAACUUCACUAUUAACAGCCGCAACCGAUAUAUUCCGUACUAUAACAAUCGUUCCUACUCUGCUUCAACAACUGGUUUCCCUAUAGCCAGUACUCCGCUGAUCAGCAGCCAUGCGCACAUCCAAGACCAACAAGGUGCAGCGUCUUAUCAAACGAUUGUUCCGCUUUAUCAGACCGCAAGCCACUGUGCGCAGCAACAUACAACAUUGGCAUCGGUAGCUCCAAUCGUGGACAAUUCAUUCGUUGAAAGCACCACUUGCCCCAUGGCCGGCAUCACCUCUCACAACAUCAAAAUGAAAAUGAUUCCUCCCAAUGUAUUGUUGCCUUGCUCCAGGCCUACGACAACCGCGGUGACCAUCCAAAGGUCAACCGGAGAAGACGGUGGAGAUAAAGAAGGUCAUACUUUUGCUAAGAUUACGGAGAUGAGCGAUGCUGUUACUUUGCAGAUCACCAACUUGGACUACUCGCUGGACGAAUCACAUAUACGCAGCUUUCUACUUAAUCAGCUUAAGCCCAUUACGCCAGUUGUGUCACUUGUCUUCGAGGGAAGCUCCUAUGCCAAAGUCACUGUUCCAGAUCUUUAUUUCGCAAAGCAGGUCGUCUCCAAUUUGCACCGCAAGAAGAUUGGACACAAACGCAUGCUGGUCAGUUAUACUCGAGAUUCCUCCCUCACCGAGGUCAACACACUCCGCUGCCAGGUCGCAGGACUUCUAAAGGAUGUCCCAUUCAACACCCUCCCCAUGUAUAAGUUUAGAGAACUAUUUCAGUCCCGCUUCAAAACCUCUAUCAGUGUUUUAGAUUUGUACAAAAUGCAAGACAUAUGUACCAUUAACUCGGAUAACAAUGAAGAAAAGUUUAUCAGCUUAAAUCCGGAAUUAGUAAACACCCUCGAUAUAUCCCCCUUAAUGGAAGGACUCCAACAUAGUGUUCCUUACUGUAGUAUUCAUUUUAAAAAGGAGCAGCACAAGGGAUGGGCCGAGCAGGAAAUCGAGCCACUACCAAACGUCUUCAUGAGCAUUUCGGAAAUUCAGAAACUAAUUUAUCCACUUCUCAAGGUACACACGGGGGAUAUUCCGGUGGCUACCCUUCUUCACUGCGUUAAAGAAGAGCUUAAUGUGUCAAUAAUGGCGAACGAAAAUGGCGUUAACUUGGAGCAUUUGAUCUGCUGUGUUCAGGGAAUUCAAGUUCGGGCAAACAAUUUUGGAAUUAAAAUUCUCGGAUGGUUAGAAAUAAACAAAGAAAUGCAAUCAGGAACUUUUAAUGCCAGUUCUAAUACAUGUAGCCUGACUGCAAGUGAUCGCACAAAUUGUGGAAGCUAUUUCAAAAACUCAGUUGCCGAUCCGCUUUUCCAAAUUUCCCGGGAGGUUAUAGAGCUGCUAAAGAUGUCACCAAAAUCAACUAUGAAAUUCAACCGUUUUAUUCCGGCCUACCACAAUCACUUUGGAAAGCAAUGUCGAGUUGCAGACUAUGGCUAUACAAAGUUAAUCGAAUUGUUUGAGGCAUUAUCAAACGUUGUCCAAAUUAUGGGAGACGGCGAAAAUCGUCAAAUUACGCUAUCCCACCGUAUUCAAAUACGCAGGUUUACAUCAGACUUAUUGCGUGUAUUGCGCGCUAAUGGUAACAACUCAGUCCUGCUUUCCCAGUUGCCAUUAGUUUUUACACAGACCCAAAAUAAAACUUUUGAUAUUACUGAUUAUGGAGUGUGCGACCUUAUAGACAUUCUAGACGGCUUGGUAAGCUCCAACAUCGUGACUUUAGGCGCAGCACAGAACGGAAAAGAUAUUCUUAUAUCAAUGCCAAAACGAAAGCAGACAAACAGUGAAUUGGAGAAAACGUGUGUGUUCGCCGGCGAAAUGGUUGAGCUCUUCCAAAACGCUCUUCAGUACACUAUUCUAUUUCAGAAGUUUGUACGGUCCUAUCAUUACCACUUUGCAUACCAAUGUCGUCUCAGUGAUUACGGCUUUCUUAAAUUGGCCGAUCUUCUAGAUGCAAUUAAUGGUUUGGUGGAAAUGAAGUUGACAAGUGAUGAGGACAAGAAAAUAGUUCUCUCCCCACAAGUAGCUAGAAGAGUUUUCGCUGAACAAUGUGAAAACCUAAUUCGCAAUGCCACAGGAAACUCAUCGCAUUGUAUGAAGCUAGAACAGGUGCUGGUAUUGCACAAAAAGAAAUAUGGCUACCAAAUUCAGCCGAAAACUUUGGGAGUCAUGGAUAUGGCUACGGCAGUUGAGCUGUUGCCUUACGUCGAGCUAAAGAAAAAAGAACAGGCCAUUUGGCUCAUCUGUCACAACAACGAUCAUGAAUUUCGUUUUCUUUGCUAUAGGGUGUGUAAGUAUGUCAUGGAAAGGGACCCUUCUGCAUCAGUUUGGACAAACGUUAGAGGUGAAGUUAAGUUAACUAAAUCUCAACAAUUCGUAAAACCAAUUGAAAAAAGCAUAUUGGUUAGGGAUUUCAAUGCUAAGUAUAAAGACCAUCUUUCAGAGUCAGCUCUUUUAGCCAUGCGACAAGCGAUUGAGGUAUAUGAUGAUGGUGGCAUACAGUGUAUUCGUCUUACCCGUUUCAUGAAGUUUAUAAUUGCCAUUGUGCGUAUGCUUGAACAGCGGCCAAGCAUGUAUCUCUAUGAGAUCAAGAAUGGUUUAAACUGUGGCCUUAGCACCACUUUUGAAUUCGGAUUCCCAAAUUUAUAUUCAGUGGUUGCAGCACAUAAAGACCUAUUCAGUAUUAACAACGGACCAACGCAAGAAAGAAGCGAGGUUUCCAUUAAUAUGAACUGUGAGCUUCGUCAAAGUUCUUUAAGCAAAGACCAGUGCGUCCUGGAAUCCCAGAAGCUAACAAAUUCCAAACAUAGAGCACAACGGAGCUUCCAUAGUCACAUUGGCGAGCAUAAUGGACUUCCAAUCAGUCAGCCCCCCCUGAAACGAAGCGCAACAAUCAAUAAUUGUUCAACAUUCCAAACAUAUCAUGCUGAUACCGACAUAUUUAAUGUGCCAGCGAAUUGUUUACCGCCAAGAACCAACUUAUCAUUGCCUAAUAGUUUCGGAUCAUCUCUGGAAAGUGGAAGUUUUUCCAAUAGUUACAGCAACAAGGAAAACUCUAUGAAAUCUCUUCACUUGUUCAACAGUUCAUUUAAUUCGUCUGGCGAGCUAAAUGCCAGUCUAGGCGCAGGAGAUUUAACAAAUAUAUCUUUAGGGACAGGUAUCGCAGUUGAUACAUCAAAUGAACCAUCCGAACUUUGGCGUAGACGUCAACAAAACUUUAAUCGCCCUAAUUCAUCAAAUUUUCGUAAAUCAGAUAAUGGAACUGACGGUACUUACACCAUUGGAAAUUACAUCGCACCACCAAUAGGAUCCAUUUACGAGCCACUAAAGUAUAAUGGUCAAGACAAAGAGAAAUUACCCUUUUGGAUUGAUCCCAUUUGGAGCAAAGGAUCGGAACAGCUCAGGCAUGACAUACUUAACAUUCGACUUCCUAAGGCCAGAACAACUAAAACGUUUUCCAAUAUACUUUCGCCUUACACCAUUUCGAAAAAUGAAAAUUUGAAGCGACAGUUGUUUAGUUUUGAUAAUCACGAUCGUAAAAUAGCUUGAUCACAACUCAUACUUCCAUUGUCAAAAUAACUUAAUGUAAUAACAAUAAUAAUUAUUUAAUGUGCUCAUUUAUAAAUUCACUUAAAUGACUUCCUAAGAAUGCAAAUAAGAAACAAUUUUCCAAUAAUUGUAAUUAUUUUGUGUUAAGAAAAAUUUUUUAACUUUAUUGUAAGUAAAUUUUAUUAUAUAAAUGUUUUAUAAUGUCGAAGUAUUGAUUGUAAAGAAAAUCAGGGAUAGCAACUGGAUCGGCCGUACUCAGUGCCAAAAGUUCUUACAAAUCCACAAAAUGUGUCGAAUAUAUCUCUUUAAGGUCCCAAUAAAUAAUUAUUUGAUAUUUUGCUUUUGCUUGCUUU